GUAAAGACAAAAUUAUUGUUAUGAGGAAAAUAAUGACUGUUAUUCAUUUUAUGAGGUCUGAAAUGGGAUAUGAAUAAAAAACAGCGUAUAAAGAGAUUAAAUGGAGAAAGAAUAAUCGUCAGUAUAACUACGCCUGAACCAUAGGUUGAAGAUAGGAUCUGCCGAUUUGUUUCGAUUUCGAUAGGGGUCUCCUCUGAGUUGAUACUGUAAAUUAGUUAACAGUUCUACAUCCUUCUUGCAAUGUACAUCAGAAUAUCGUUUUUAAAAACCCUAAUCUCCAUAUUGGUGGUGAUGCAGUUGAAAAAUCGUUCGAACAAUGCAAACCAAUGACAACACCUUGAUCUUACAAACACAUAUGAUCAAUAAUUCAAAAGGAGGUUCACGGUUUUCCUCUGUCGUUCCGAACAGGAUGAGAUCCAAAUAUUGGACAUUAUUGAGUCGGCGGUGAUUUUUAGUGAUCAUUAUGUGCGAGCGAAUCAUAUUUCUUUUAUUGGUGGCGAACUCCAUCAUUGACGUAACCUCAUUGGAUAUAACCUUUGGUGAUUGCCCACUUAUUUUCAAGGAACCCUGCAGUUCCAAGUACAUAAAGUUCAUACUUUCUCACACAGUAAAUGGUGAAAUUCAUCGACAGUUAUUGGAUAAUUUUCAUCCAAAAUUGCCCGAUGAUUUCAGAGAGGGGGAUGAUGUCAAAAUUGUCAUACAUGGGUAUGGAGGGUUAUCUGUGGACACAGGUACAACGAAUGUUACAGCAGCCUACGAAAGGAAGAAAUAUAACAUCAUAACAGUGGAUUGGGGAGCCCUGACACAUCUCCCAUGCUACCCAACAGCCUUCUUGAAUACCUGGCAUGUAGCACAGUGCACUUCUAUACUUAUAGUUGGUCUGCUAUCCAAUGGAAUACAGCUGAAAAAAAUUCACGUCGUUGGUUUCAGUUUGGGAGCACACAUAGCUGGAUUUACAGGGACGCAGCUAAAAGAAACGGCAGGAUUAAAACUGACCAGGAUAACAGGAUUGGAUCCUGCUUUACCAUUUUUCGCUACUUUGGAUAACCAUUGGAAGUUGGACCCAGGAGAUGCAGAUUUUGUAGAUGUUAUCCACACCAGUGCCUUGACUUUUGGUAAAUUUGAAGCGAGUGGACACGUUGAUUUUUAUGUGAAUGGUGGUUCUCUGCAACCGUUUUGCAAGACAAGGCCAUAUCCUCCUUUGUGCAGCCAUAUUUUAGCUGGAUUAUACUUCGCAGAAUCGAUCAUGGACGAGAAAAAGUUUAUUGGAACCAAGUGUGAUUAUCUAACACCGAAUUUUAUUUUAGGAAUCUGUUCGUCGAACAAAACAGCAGUUAUGGGUGAACAUGUAAACAGGAAUUCUAGGGGCAUUUAUUACGUGGAAACAGCAGAGCAGCCCCCUUUCGCUUUGGUUUUUGUUAUUCUGUUGUGGCAGUUUGUGGAUUGUCAAACACCAACCAUUAGUAUAAAUGUGCCUAAUUACAUGGUUCCAUUACCAGAAGGAAUGAACAGUCUGAGGAAUGAAGGAUUAGUAGUAGGAAAUUGUAAAAUAGUCAUCAAUGACCUUUGCCCUGACCCAGACAUAAAAUUCUUCCUCUACACCAAGAGUCAUCCAGACGUGCCUGAACCAGUUAGAAUAGGCUCCGAUCCACAUGUUUCAAACUUAUCUUUGACAUCGUUCGAUCCUAAGAAGCCUGUGAAAAUAAUCAUACAUGGGUACAAUUCCGAUAUGUUUUUGGCUGUUUUGGUGGAAGUUAAGAACCAGUACUUGAAAACCAAUGAUGUCAACGUGUUUGCUGUAGAUUGGUCUCCUCUUGGUCAGUCUCCAUGCUACAUAGCUGCUUUGUGGAAUUUGAAACAUGUGGGAGUAUGUACUAGCCAUUUAGUGGAAAGAAUAAGAGAAUUGGGUACUGAAGACAUCCAUGUUAUUGGCUUCAGUUUAGGAGCUCACGUCCCUUCUCACGUGGCGAACGCUCUCCUGCCUUACAAGUUACCAAGGGUAACGGGCUUGGACCCAGCUGGACCAGGAUUCAUAACUGCCAGCAAGGAGAAUAAGCUGGACAAGGAAGAUGGAAAGUUUGUGGACGUGAUCCACACCAACUGUUUCAUGCAGGGUCUUGUGGAGGAGCUGGGACAUGUUGAUUUCUACUUGAAUGGUGGAAUUGUUCAGCCUGGGUGUUGGGCAGAAUCCAGAUUUUUCGCCUGCAACCACCACCGAGCCCCUUUAUACUUCGCUGAAUCCAUAAAUACCCAACUCGGAUUCUGGGGAUGGCCAUGCCCCUCCUAUUUUCAAUACAUCAUCGGUAACUGUCCACCCAAAGAUCCUCAGAUAAUCAUGGGAGAACACAUCGCCAGAAAUUCAACCGGAGUCCAUCUGGUCAUAACCGAGUCGGUUUCACCAUUCGCUAUAGGAAAGUAUACAGGUCCAGCCAUCGAAAUAUACCUCAGGUCCAAUAGGCAACGAAUGGACGUUUUGAAGAAAUACAAGAGAACGAUCGAGGAUUUCCUCUACGAGGAAACUUUUGCAGAUAUUGUGUACAACAGAACGUAUUUGAAGGAACAAUUGUAUGACAAAUUGGCUGAAGAAAUCGUGCCGGAAGUUUUUUCGGUUUAAACAUUUAGCGGAUAAAACUUCAUGACAGAGUGCGACUGAGUGAAUGUGAUAAGUGAUAUCUAACUAUUCAUCUGAAUAAGGACCAAUUAUUCUAUAUUUAUCAUGAAUAAGCUAUAGCUUAUUAGUUUUAAGAAUAAAUGAUCUAGAUCGUUU
Coccinella septempunctata (seven-spotted ladybird) is the source of this 2767-nucleotide messenger RNA. RefSeq lists its product as uncharacterized. NCBI's taxonomy places the organism in Eukaryota, Metazoa, Arthropoda, Insecta, Coleoptera, Coccinellidae. The transcript has 14 exons. Gene Ontology annotation, biological process: lipid metabolic process. The coding region runs from base 464 to 2614 and encodes 716 amino acids. The record is from RefSeq and is a predicted model, not a curated record. Gene Ontology annotation, molecular function: lipase activity.